GACAAGAUUAUGAAGGUACAGCAAGAUGGCUCUACAGCUUGCAGAAGAGAAAGGUCAAUUAGACAGCGAUACCAGCAAAGGGUGGAGAAUAAAACCAGAGAAUUUUAAAAAAAAUUAUACACCAGUGGAACAUCCAAAAGGAACUUUUCUCCUGUACGAAAUACGCUGGGGCAAAAGUCCCAAGACCUGGAAGAAAUGGUGUACAAAUGAUGACAAUCACCAUGCUGAAAUCAACUUUAUUGAAAAGGCCUGGCAGGAGAAAAAUUGUCACAGAACCAUGCCUUGCUCUGUCACUUGGUUUCUUUCCUGGAGCCCUUGUGAAGAAUGUAGCUGGUUUAUAAUUGAGUUCUUGAAGAAAUACCCUAAGGUAACACUGGACAUACGAGCAUCUCGUCUGUACAGGGAUUGUGAGCAGCAGACAGGACUUAAAGAAUUAGUUAAAAGGGGAGUCAACAUAUCCAUUAUGCAUAUGGGUGAUUAUAAUUAUUGUUGGAGAAUAUUUGUUGAUCAUCAAAGGAACCAGGAUCAGGACAAUCACUAUAUGGGUUUCUCUCGGAAGAUAUGUGACUGGAAUGAAAAACUUCAUUCAAUACUUGACGAAUCCUCCUGACAUGCUAUGGAUGGUCACCCUUUAUGGCUGAUUGAGAAGCAAUGAUGCCCCAAACCUCUUGCCAAACCCAAGUGUCUUUGUAUUUGCUAAGAAUUAUUAGUGUCAGAAAAAAUAUUCAUUUUAUAUGGGCAGUAUUUUCCCAUUCAGAAUUUUUAUAAUGAAAACAUUCCCUUAAAAAAUAAAUGUAUUGUAUAAAAUGGAUACAUUUAUGAAUGAGUUUAUGGGGGCUUUAUGUAUAGCAUAAUAGAAAAAUUAGUUACAAAUACUGUCAUGUUUUUUAUUUCAUAUGAAUGAAGGAUGUUAAUAGAAAAUAAUUAAACAAAUGGGUAGCAAGCAAUAUAAAAUAAAAAUGUUUAUAACAUGAAAAUGAAAAGGGAGACGAUGGGUGCAUGGAGGCUAAGUGAACUGGUGCUUGACAUGGAGUGGGAUGCUGUCCUUUUCAGGUGGGCCUAAGUUCAUCCAUUGCAGAAAUGAGCAGAGCCACACCAGCAUUGCCCAAUAUUAAGCUGUGGUCAUAAAGCUAUCCCACUUCCUUUUUUCUCCCCCUUACAGCACUGAUGUCAGUGCAUUAUAUGAGACUAUAGAAUGUAUGCAGUACAAAAAUUGUGGU
Molecule: messenger RNA, 1220 nt
Organism: Eublepharis macularius
Lineage: Eukaryota; Metazoa; Chordata; Lepidosauria; Squamata; Eublepharidae
Gene: APOBEC1
Product: apolipoprotein B mRNA editing enzyme catalytic subunit 1
Exons: 5
Coding region: 26-610 (194 amino acids)
Biological process (GO): cytidine to uridine editing
Cellular component (GO): cytoplasm; nucleus
Molecular function (GO): RNA binding; cytidine deaminase activity; zinc ion binding
Source: RefSeq, a predicted model, not a curated record